Magnolia sinica is the source of this 2211-nucleotide messenger RNA. Its product is annotated as cuscuta receptor 1-like. Bases 1 to 2211 code for a protein of 736 amino acids. NCBI's taxonomy places the organism in Eukaryota, Viridiplantae, Streptophyta, Magnoliopsida, Magnoliales, Magnoliaceae. Gene Ontology annotation, molecular function: protein binding. The transcript has 3 exons. The record is from RefSeq and is a predicted model, not a curated record.
AUGGCACCAGGUGGGAGACCACGUCGUUCACGCAAUAGAUCUACCCCUUCUACCCGUGAUGCGACGGAGACAGCAUCGCCAUCACAUACUGCAUCGCAGGCGUCUGAUCCCUCAGUUGUACAUACACCGGACAUUGCAUCUUUGUGCAAUCUUAAGAAUCUCCAAGAGCUGGAUCUUCAAAGCAAUGAAUUGGAAGGGAGCCUUCCUCCAUGUCUCAGCAACUUGUCAUCCCUCCAACUACUUGAUCUCUCCCGUUCUCUCUCACUUAGCUCAUUUGCUAACCUUUCCAAACUCGAGGUUGUGGAACUUUCAGUACGGAAAGCUACCUAUUGGAUCGAUUUGUACGAAGUUAUAACUUAUCCCAAUCAAUUAGAGGUUGAAACGGAAUCCACUCCUUGGGUUCCUAAAUUCCAGUUGAAAGCCCUCCUCUUAUCAAACUGCAAGGUCAACAAGCUCACUGGUACGGUUCCCAGCUUCCUUUCCAGCCAAUAUGACUUGAUAGAACUGGACCUUUCGUACAACAACAUGAAGGGAAAGUUUCCAUCUUGGUUGUUAGAGAAUAAUCAAAGACUACAAAGUCUAGACCUGAAUAGCAACUCCUUUGUCGGCCCAUUCUAUCUGCCACCACAUCCAAACAUGGAUAUAUCCUUGUUCGAUGUCUCCAACAACCACAUCAAAGGGCAACUUCCUGAAAAUAUCGGUUUCCUCCUCCCAAAUUUACAAUACUUAAACAUGUCUAUAAACGCUCUUCAUGGCACCAUUCCUCCAUCAAUGGGCAACAUGAGACAAAUGCGUUCUCUAGAUUUGUCGAGAAACAAAUUUUCAGGAGAAAUACCAGAGCAAUUGCCCAUGGGUUGCAUCUCAUUGGAAAUUUUGAAGCUAUCAAACAAUAGAUUACAAGGCCCAGUAUUUCUGACUCAUUCGAACUUGACAGUGUUACGGUUUCUGUAUCUAGAUGGUAAUAGAUUCACAGGGAAGAUCUCAGCUAGUAUAUUUAAAAGUCAGUAUCUAUGGAUUUGGGAUGUUGGUAAAAACAACCUAUCGGAUUGUCUUCCUAUACAGAUUGGGAACUUUACUAAAUUGGAGUUGCUAUACAUGUCAAAAAACCAUUUCAAAGGUUCGAUUCCAAUUGAGUAUUGCAACCUCUCCAAUCUAUCCCUUUUGGACCUUUCCCAAAAUAGAAUUUUUGGGUCCACACCUUCAUGCGUCAACCCGUCUUUAAGAUUCUUACAUUUGCAAGGAAAUGUGCUUACAGGAUUGAUGCCAAAUACUUCAUUCAAAAUAUCCUCCCUUGUUACAAUAGAUGUCAGGCACAACAACAUAUCUGGUAAUAUUCCAAGUUGGAUUGGUACUUUUACUAAUUUAAGGGUUCUUCUCCUCGGAGGAAAUAAUUUCCAAGGUCACAUUCCCCUGCACUUGUGUCAACUGAAGAACAUCAGCAUACUGGAUCUUUCACACAAUAAUCUCUCUGGAACAAUACCGCCAUGCUUUGGUAAUAUGACAUUCGGGAGGGCAGGAGUAAUUGACUUUUCAACUUUUGUUGUCUCUAGAGGAAUUUUUGGUUUCUUUCAAAGCAAAGAUUUUCCUGGACAUCCUAUUGCUUUCCGUAUGUCACCAGAAGAGGAAGAAGUGGAGUUUAUAACAAAGAGGAGGUCUGAAACUUUCAAGGGCGACGUUCUUUACUUUAUGUCUGGUGUAGAUCUAUCAUGGAACCAGUUAACAGGUGAAAUCCCACCUGAAAUUAGACAUCUAACUGCUAUUCAUGCAUUGAACUUGUCCCACAAUCAAUUAACUGGACCAGUUCCAGAAACCUUCUCAAACCUAAAACAGAUUGAGAGCUUGGACCUUUCUUACAACAGAUUGAGUGGGGAGAUUCCUCCUCAACUUACUGAGCUCAACUUCUUAUCUACAUUCACAGUGGCCCACAAUAACUUAUCCGGCAGGACACCCGACAGGAAAGCGCAGUUUGGCAUCUUUGGAGAAACAAGCUAUGAAGGCAAUCCCCAUCUCUGUGGACCACUACUGAAGAGUUGCUUUCCCACUUCUUUGCUACCACCUUCAAUCCCAACAGAACCAGAUGAUGAGGAAGGCGGUUAUGAUAUAAUCCUCUAUGCAUGCUUUUUUGGGUCGUGCACCAUGUCCUUCUUUUGUUUUGAUAGCUCUUCUCUACAUCAACCACUAUGGGCGAGGCCUAUAUUUCUAUAUGGUUGA